This is a messenger RNA of Closterium sp. NIES-65, 1995 nucleotides long. Lineage: Eukaryota; Viridiplantae; Streptophyta; Zygnematophyceae; Desmidiales; Closteriaceae. The record is from the annotation of a GenBank genome assembly.
AUGGGUCAGGACGACCACACAUGCUUUGCGACGAUUUUCGACGCCGACGUGGCGGUUAUCCCACUGAUAUCGAGGACCUCGAUCCGGCACGCCGACCCGCAGACAGUGAAGGAGUGGCACCGCGACGAGGCGAUCCGCGUGCUGAAGUUUUUCCGGACCGCUGUUCUGGCCGAGCUGCGGCGCGAGGGUAGGAAAUGGGAGUGGGCGAAGCCGUCCGAAGACGAGGUGCAGGAGAGGCUCGCCGACUGCGACGAACCCCUUCGAGAUAAAAUUCCCGAUACCGUCCGGGACUCGGACGCGGGCUCCGGCCUGCUAGCAAUGAGCGCGUUGAUCUGGGUUGUGAGGCGGUUCCAGCGCCUGACCGGCGACCUCCGUCGCAUUGCCACCAGCAUGGACAAGCCCACCGUCUCGGGGUUGAAGGCGCUGCGGAACGAGAUGGUAGCCCUCAUCAAGAAGCAAGUCCCGCUCAUACGGUCGGGGAAAACCGUUGUUGCUGCCGACGCCUGUGACGACGACGGCGAGGAAGUCCAUUCUGCAUCCGUACCAGUAGGGGUCGCCCCGAACGUCGCUGAUGCGCGUGGCAAGUCGGGAGUCGGCGUCGACGAGGCCGAUGCGGCCGCAGGAAAGGGGGUGACCGGGACCGAGGUUGUUCACGGGGAUGAUGAUGGGGUCCAGGAUCGCGAGGAGGAACGUGAGGGUGAGGGGGGCUCGGAGGAGUCGUCGGGGUCGAUGUCGGGGUCGAGUUCGGGGUCGGGAUCGGGCUCGGAGUCGGAGUCGGAGGAGGAGCAGGAGCAGGAGACGCAGGAGCACGAGAGGCAGCACCAGGAGGAGCAGUUGGUAGAGGUGGAGGACGUGGAAAUGGCGGAGGGGUACGUUGUCGGAGGAGCGGAGGGGUACGUUGUCGGAGGAGCGGAGGAAACGGGUGGGAGAUCGGCGGAUGUCGAGAACGACGAAGGGGAGGGGAAGGGUGCGACAGCGAAUAUUGGCGAGGUCGGCGUGGAGGCGGCUCACGGAGGUGGUGGCAUGGUCGAGGUCGGUGAAGGGGAUAACGCCGCGGUCCCGGAGCAGAGGGGCGUGGAUGUGCAUACCGAUGCCACCGCGGAGAAGGCCGGCGGGGAGCGGUCUAGGAGGAAGAAGGCGGCGAGCGGUCAUCCCGGUUCCACCGCGGCUGGGCGGCAGGCGCGGCUGGACGUCGUCGAUCAGCUGAGGGCGGAGAACAGGCGAUUGCGUGCAGACAAUGCACUCCUUGAACGGCGGCUCGGUGAGCAGACGGGGCGGGUCGACAGCUUGGCGGCGGCAUUAGCUGGGCUCCUCGAGAAGGUGAAGGGUUUGACCGCCCAGGUCGCCGACACCGACCGGAAAUCGGAGGAGCGCCUCAAAGAGGCCACGUCGACCAUGGCGACCACAAUCACCGAGGGCCUCACCGACAACAUGGACAGCGCCAUUCAAUCGGCCAAGUCCUUCGCCGAGCUAGCGAGGCAGACGCUGCUGGAUCUUGACGACCCCAAGGGACGAGCGGCGGUCGCACGCGCGACCGCGGUGAAGACAGUGACCGAGCACGUGACGGCGGAGGUGGGCGAGGCGAGGAAGGGGUUGGAGGAGUCGUUCAUCAAAUACAUCGGCGCCGCGCAGACCAACAUUGCCGCCGCCGUCGCGCCCCGCCUAGUCCAGCCGCCGCCGCCUACCGGCCCAGCGCAGGCCUUGCCGGAAGAUUUCCUGAAGUCUUUCAAGGAGGACGUGCUGAAGGCGGUGACGGAGACCACGCAGCAGUCCUUCCUCGCCUCCGGACUGAAGAUAAUGGCCGAGGUCGUCGGCACGGUGGCGUAUGCUCGGCGUGGGUCGUCGCCGUCGGCAAACGACGCCGGCCAAGCGCAACCUACGGAGGGCUUGAAGCUGGGUCACAAGAGGCGGGGAGGCGGCGGGGGGGGCGACGGGGACAAUUCGGCGAACACGAAGCGGAGCAAGGGAGGCGGGGGUGUCAGAACAUAUCUAUAG